This is a messenger RNA of Rubroshorea leprosula, 4004 nucleotides long. NCBI's taxonomy places the organism in Eukaryota, Viridiplantae, Streptophyta, Magnoliopsida, Malvales, Dipterocarpaceae. The record is from the annotation of a GenBank genome assembly.
CGAUUUUAACUCCACCAAACAAUUCUGCAUACAUACUUGUGUCUCUUUUCCUUCAUCUCAAUCAUGGCAGCCGAUGCAGUUGUUUCGGCUCUGCUGGAAAAAUUGACUUCAAUUGCUCUAGGUGAAAUAGAGAAAGAGGUGAGACGAGUUAUCAAUGUUCGUGGAGAAGUGAACAAGCUCAGUAGCAAUUUUCAAGCCAUCAAAGCUGUUUUGGAGGAUGCGGAGCGGCAGCAACUGGACAAGGGGAAGGCCAGUGUUCGAGAUUGGUUGGACAAGCUCAAGGACGUCUCUUAUGACAUUGAUAAUGCAUUGGAUGAGUGGAGCACUGCAAUUCUCAAGUCAGAACUUGAACCGAAGUCGAAGGUAUGUUCCUUCGUCCCCUCUCCUUCCUAUUGCUUUAAUGGAGGGAAAUUGCUUCUCAAAACUGCACACAAGAUACAGGCUUUGAAUGAGAGGCUGGAUGUUAUUGCAAAUGAGAGAGAAAGGUACCAGUUUAAGGUGUUAAGUAAUGAAAAACCAAAACGUGAUGAAACCACUUCUUUCAUAAAUGUAGCAGAGGUGAUGGGUAGGGUUGAGGAUAAGGACAGGAUAGUAAAUAUGUUGCUAAGUGAGGGUAGAAUUGAAGAAAUAGGACCAAAACUUCAGAUGAUCUCCAUGGUAGGCAUUGGGGGGAUUGGGAAGACUACCCUUGCUAAACUAGCCUUUAAUAAUGAGGAAGUAAAGUCUCAUUUUGAAGCAAAAAUAUGGGUGUGUGUUUCUGAUACUUUCAAUGAGAUGAAAAUUGCCAAAGAUAUUCUUAAAUUUGUGAUUGGUAAUGCUGAUAAGGAUGUUAUUGAGAAAUUGCAUAAAUUGAAUUCUGCUGUUGAAAAAAUGGAUAAAUUGAGGGAUGCUAUUGUAGAAAUGGAGAAGUUGAGGGAUACUAUUGAAAGGUUAGACAAAUUGGAGGAUGUAUUGUUGUACCUUAAAACCUCAAUCGAGGGUAAGAAAUUCCUACUUGUCCUAGAUGAUGUGUGGACUGAGGAGUAUGGAAAGUGGGAUCAACUGAAACACUUGUUGUUGAGUAAUGGUUCCCAGGGAAGCAAGAUCUUAGUGACCACCCGUAAGGAGAAAGUAGCGGUAAGCAUGGGUUGUGAAUUGUUCAAAGUGGGACAGUUAUCUGGAGAAGAAGGUUGGUCAUUGUUUAGUCAAAUUGCUUUUUUUGGGAGGUCUAAUGAUGAUUGUAGAAGUUUGGAAGAAAUUGCUAGAGAAAUUGCAAAAAAGUGCAAAGGCUUGCCACUUGCUUUGAAGACAUUAGCAAAAAUAUGGGUGUGUGUUUCUGAUACUUUCAAUGAGAUGAAGAUUGCCAAAGAUAUUCUUAAAUUUGUGAUUGGUAAUGCUGAUAAGGAUGUCAUUGAGAAAUUGCAUAAAUUGAAUUCUGCUGUUGAAAAAGUGGAGAAAUUGAAAGAUGUUAUUGUAGAAAAGGGGAAAUUGAAGGAUGUUGUUGAAAAAUUAGAUAAAUUGGAGGAUGUAUUGCAAUACCUUAAAAUCUCAAUCGAGGGAAAGAAAUUCCUACUUGUCCUAGAUGAUGUGUGGACUAAAGAGUAUGGAAUGUGGAAUCAAUUGAAACACUUGUUGUUGAGUAAUGGUUCCCAAGGAAGCAAAAUCUUAGUGACCACACGUGAUGAGGGAGUAGCAAGAAUCAUGGGUUGCAAAUUGUUCAAAGUGGGACUAUUAUCUGAAGAAGCAGGUUGGUCAUUGUUUAGUGAAAUUGCAUUUCAUGAGAGGUCUGAUGAUGAUUGUAGAAGUUUGAAAGAAAUUGGUGUGAAAAUUGCAAAAAAGUGCAAAGGCUUGCCACUUGCUUUGAAGACAUUAGGUGGCCUUAUGCGCUUGAAAAAAGGUGAAGAACAGUGGCAAAAUGUGUUAGAAAGUCCAAUGUGGGAACUUGAAGAGGUUGAAAAAGACUAUGUGAUAGAGAAAAAAAGGUUAAUCGAGUUAUGGAUGGCACAAGGUUUCCUCGAGGGGACUCAAGAUAUGGAGAAGGUAGGGGAAAACAACUUCAAUGACCUGUCAAUGCGUUUCUUUUUUCAAGAUUUUGAAAUGGAUGAAAAUGGUGGCAUUAUCAAGUGCAAAAUGCAUGACAUGGUGCAUGAUUUUGCUAUGUUUCUGACUAGAGGUGAGUGUUUGACAAUGGGAACUAGUAGCAGCAUUCAAUGUUUCAAUGGCAAAACUCGUCAUUUUUUUUUUAUGAUGCAAACAGAAGAGACCAUUGCUAUUCAGACUUGCACUGAAAACUUGCACACUUUGCUUAUUGAGUCAAAUGGAACAAAUCCUAUUUCUCAUAUUGAAUUAUUGAAAUUGUUUGAUAGGCUUAAAUGUCUCAGGAUAUUGAAAUGUUCAGAUUCUAGAAUUAACAAGUGUCCAAAAAAAAUAGGCAAAUUGAUACAUUUGAGGCAUCUUGACUUGUCAAAAAAUAGGGAGUUAAAGAAAUUGCCUAAAGCAGUAUGUGACUUGUAUAAUUUGCUUAUACUAGACAUUAGUGGAUGUUACGGACUUAAAAGACUUCCUCAUAGAAUGGGAAAUCUUAUCAACUUGUUGCAUCUUCGGAAUGAGGGGACAGCUCUGAAUUUCAUGCCUAAAAGCUUGGAGAAAUUGACUAGUUUGAAAACAUUGAAUGUGUUUGUGGUGACUCAUAAAGGAGCUGCACUUAGUGAUUUGGGGAACUUGAAUCAUCUUUGUGGGACUCUUAGCAUAGGAGGAUUAGGAAGUGUUAGAGAUCAGAGGGAAGCAGAAAAGGCGCAACUACAGAAUAAGAAGGGGAUUACUAAUUUGACUCUCAAAUUUGAUCGCAAUGGUUUGCCAGUGAGCCCAGCUAAUGAAUCACCAAGUAUUGUUUUUGAAGCCUUAAAGCUGCCUUCGGAUUUGAAAACAUUAGAAUUACAUGGUUAUCAAAGCACAUUCUCUUUUAUUCAGCCAAGUUGGAUGGUGUCCUUAACCAAGCUGAAGGAACUUGUCAUUUCAAACUUUGUAAAUGCUGAACAGUGGCCUUCCUUGGGGAAAUUGCCUUCUCUAGAAUCACUCAAGGUAGAUGAUACGCGGAAAGUAAAAAAGGUGGGAGUUGAAUUUUUGGGGAUAGAAAUGUCUUUGUCUCCAUCUUCAUCAUCCGUUGUUGCCUUCCCCAAUUUGAAGACACUACAGUUUAGGUAUAUGGGUGAGUGGGAAGAGUGGGAAGAGUGGGAUUCUGGAAGCAGAGGAGAAAUCAUGCCAUGUCUUUCUUCCUUGACAAUUUAUGGUUGUCCGAAGCUAAAAAAGUUGCCGGAUUAUAUUCUCCAAAAUACUACCCUGCAAGAAUUGAUAAUUAGUUAUUCAUUAGAUGCUGUCAUUUCAAAUCUAUUCAAAAAGGACUGCAAGCCCCAUAUCUCUUGCAUUUCUAACAUGGAUGUGGAAGGGGAAAAAGAAAUAGUGGGCCACACAAAUCCAAUUGUGUGGUCUAGCCCAAGUUGGAUAACCCCAUUAACCAACCUAAAGCAUAUAGUGAUCGAAUACUGCUACGUGGAACAUUUGCCUCCUUUGGGGAAAUUGCCUUCUCUAGAAUCACUCACGUUGGUUGAUGUGUUUGAAGUAAAAAAGGUGGGAGUUGAAUUUUUGGGGAUAGAAACGUCUUUGUCUCCAUCUUCAUCAUCCGUUUUUGCCUUCCCCAAUUUGAAGUCACUGACAUUUGACACGAUGGAAGACUGGGAAGAGUGGGAUUAUGAAAGCAGAGGAGAAGAGGAUAUCACAAUCAUGCCAUGUCUUUCUUCCUUGACAAUUAAUCGUUGUCAGAAGUUAAAGAUGUUGCCAGAUUAUAUUCUCCAGAGUACUACCUUGCAGGAAUUGAAAAUUUUCAAAUGUUCAAUUAUUUCAAAACGCUGCAAAGAAGACUACCAGCCCUUUAUCGACCGCAUUCCUCAUCCAAUGUGUUAGGCUAGGACUGGGGAGUCGGACUCGGACUUUGGGUAACUCGCAAAAAAGAAAGGUACUGUCUAAUU